AUGGCUCAGAGUGAGUUAUAGCAAUUUUCGACUUCGGGAUCGUUUUCAGCAUGGUCGAAUUACUAUAUUUCACUAUGUUUCAUCAGAAGUUAAUUUCAGAACCCUUUUUACUUCCCUUGUAAGCUACAAAUUUAAAAAACAUAGAUUUACUUAUCGAAAAAUUGCGACUUGGAUAAGUCGACCCUCCUGAACAACGUCAUUAUUCAGUGUCGAUAAAAUAUUUUUGACAUGAGGACUGCGUUUUCUUAAAUUUAAAAACUGCGUUUUCUUAAAUUUAUCCAACUUUUUGCACUUUUUGUCACACCUCGGCCAAUCUGUGGCUGGCCGGAGUACACUUUUGAAAAAUUUUGAAUUGCAGUUUUCAGAGGUCAAAAAUUGACGAAUUCAGAGUUUUUAGAGGUCAAACACUGAAAAAUUCACAGUUUUCAUACUGUAAAAAGUUCACGUACAAUUUCUUAUUUUGAAAACCAUGAUUUUGGCCGAGGUGUGAUUUUUGUUGAGCAGCAAAAACUGAAAACUUGAUCUUUGUGAGGUACUUAAUUGACACAUGAGCUCAUCCCUGAAGGAUACUUUCGGCAUCCUUAAAGGACCCUUUUUCCAACUGCGUUUGUAAUCGAUAUAAAUUGGCGACGUGGCAACUACAAAUUGACACGUGUCAAUUGUCAUUCCGAAAAUUCGAAAGGUGUUUAUUGUCUACAGAAUGACGAUGAGAAAAUCGUAUCGGGACUCCGCGACAAUACCAUCAAAAUAUGGGAUCGAAAAGACUAUUUGUGUCGAAUGACGUUGACCGGACAUACGGGAAGUGUUUUGUGUUUGCAGUAAGAUAAUCGGGUCAUUAUUUUGGGUAUGUUGGGAUUUUAGGGGAAAUUUGAAUUUUUGAAAAGAUUUGGAGCUUUUGGAGACCAAACUUAUGUGGUUUUCAUGGAAAAUUGAAUUUUGGGAGAGAUUUGAAGCUUUUUGAGACCAAGUUCGGCUGAUUUUGAUGAAAAUGGGUAUUGCUCAUGUUAAUUUUUUUGACACCAGAUUUGACCUAUUUUCAAUAAAAAUUCAGCAUUGCUUAUGUUAUUUUUUGAAUUUUUCAUGAAAUUUGGAGCUUUUCGACACAUACAUUGAUAUAUUCGGAUGAAAAUUUGAGCAUUGCUCAUGUUAGUUUUGGAAUUUACUCUAUUUCAAUGAAAAUUGAGCAUUACUCAUGUUAAUUUCUCCAUUUUUUUCAACUCCAAAAAUAAUCGAUUUUGGUGUCGAAAUACUCGAAAUUUCAAUAUAACGGCAAUAAUUAACAUGAUCAAUGCUCAAAAAAAAUUUUAAGUGGCAAAAUUUCACCCCAAAUUUUAUCCAGGUUCAUCAGACGCCACAGUACGUGUUUGGGACGUGGAAACCGGUGAUUGUCUCAAAACUCUGAUUCAUCAUUGUGAAGCUGUUCUUCAUUUGAGAUUCAGCAAUGGAACUAUGGUCACUUGGUGGGUUUUUCGGGGGAUUUCAACGAUUCUCGAGGGCUCCAUGGGAUUUCUGAGAUCCUAGCGAGAAUUUUGAGCACAAACAGGGUAUAUUUUGGUGCUUCUCAGAACCUAGAAAAUCUUAAAAAUCACUGAAAUCCCAAUUUUUGGGCUCAAAAUGCUUCAUUUUUAUUGAACCUUAUGAAAAUUCACAUUUCGAGCUCAAAAUAAUCCAUAGAGCUUCAGGAACCUGAUUUUAAUAUAGGUUAAGCUCUAAACUUCCACCAGCUUUUAAAUUACCCAGAAAAUUGUGAGAUUCAUCAAAACUUAUCAUGUUUGGGCUCGAAAUGCUUCAUUUUCACUGAAAAACUCAAAAAUCACUAUUUAUAGCUUAAAAUUUGAUUUUGAAUUCCAAGAACUUUAUUUCACCCUAGAAAACUUCGAAGUGCUGUAAAAUUUUUCACAGCUUUUCAUAUUUGGAUUCAAAAUCUUCCAUUUUCACUGAAUCUUCUGAAAAUCCCGAUUUCCAGCUCAAAAGAUCGAUCAAUAGCCGUCUGGGACAUGGUCUCGGCACGAGAAAUCAAUAUUCGCCGAGUUUUGGCCGGACAUCGAGCCGCUGUAAAUGUUGUCGAUUUCGAUGAUCGCUAUAUUGUCAGUGCCAGCGGAGAUCGAACAAUCAAAGUUUGGUCGAUGGACACGCUGGAAUUUUUGCGAACUUUGUCCGGACAUCGAAGAGGAAUCGCUUGUUUACAAUAUCGUGGAAGAUUGGUUGUUAGUGGAAGUAGUGAUAAUACUAUUAGGUGAGUUUUUUGAGAAAUUUGCCAAAUUUUGACAUAAAAUUCAAUGAUUUUGGCCAAAAAUAACCCUAGAGUUGAUUUUCCUGAUUUUUAUGAGAUUCCUGGAAGAAUUUCAGGAAUUUUGACACCCAAUUUAGUAUAUUUCGCACAAAUUAUCAUUUUUGAGCUCUUUCGAGCUCUAAUUCUUAACCUUUUUGAAACUUUGGCUUUUUUGGGAUUCCUGAGAGAAUUUUAGGAAUAUUGAUAUAGAAUUUGAUAUAUGGCUCGAAAAUAAGGAUUUUUGAGCUCUGUGAAGUACUGAUUCUUGAUUUUCCCUGAAAAUUUGGAUUUUUUGAGGUUCCUGAGAGAAUUUCACGAAUUUUGAGAUGGAUUUUGAAUUAGGGCUAAAAAUUGUGAUUUUUGGGAUAUUUUGAGCUCUAAUUUAAUUUAAUUUUUAUUUUUAUUUACGCUGCGGAAAGGCAAACGUGUGAAAAUGAAAAACAUCAAGAGUAAAAACUUUGAGAUUAGGCAAGUAUUCGACAAGAAAGUGAUAAUUGGGAUUAAAAAAAAGAGUAAAAUGCAAAGGGCAAAAUAAAAUUAAGAAUCAUGCAAGUGGUAGUGAGAUGGGGAAAAAAAGAAAGAAAAAAAAGGGGAGAUUGAGAGUCGGGAAUACGCGUUUUGGGUUGUUUUUAUGAGAUUUGAGUAUUGUUUUUGAAUUUUUAGGUGGUGACUCAACUUAAUCUGAUAUGUUUAAACUGCUGCAAAUACUGGAAUGUAAUAGGUGUCUAGCUGUUGGGUUCAGCUUUUUUAAAUGCUCAUUGAAGAGCGGUAUUGUUCUUGACACAAAGAACUUUCCCCUAUGCGAAGUCUUCGCCCUUUCCGUCGAGAUGCUGAAUUUUGAUCUACAUUUCGAAUUUUGGAAAGAGAAAAGCCUACGCCACCGAAUUUUGGUUUUAUUCAACAAGAUUUUCCCGAAAACUUUGAGAUCAAGCAGUGUUCUUCUUACCGAUAGCGGUUGAAGAUUGAAAAGUGUUAGACGCUGAGAAUAUUUGAGGGCGUCGGGAUCAUUGUACCGAAUUAUUCUACCCUUAACACGAUUGUAGAGUUUACGAGUGAAAUUUUUCUGAACAUUUUCGAUGGAAUUAGACAGUUUUUGGGUUUUUGGUGAGGAAACUGGAGUUCCAUACUCGAGCAGGGAUCGAAUAUGACUUUUGUAGAUAGUUAUGAAAAAUGCUGGCUUUUUGCUUGAGAAACACUUGAAUAUAAGGUAUAUUAGAGAGUUUGCCCUAGAGAUGAGUUGCUUCCAGUGCUCUUCAAACGAUAAUUUAGGAGAGAUAAAAAAGCCUAGGUCUCUAAUCACACUUUCCCGCUGAAUUGUAUUGCCACAAACAAAAUAAUCCACCUUUAUGGGUUUGUUUUUGAGUGAGAUUGUUUUGGUUUUACCAGAAUUUAGUGGCAGUUUGUUGAUUUGGGACCAGGUGACUAUAGAAUCUAUGGCUUUUUGGAGAUUACUAGAAGAAGAGUUUUCCGCGUAGAUUUUUAGAUCGUCCGCGAAUUGCGAAAUAGUUACUCCUGGAAAUGUAAUGGAACUAGAAAUAUCAUUGACAUAGAUAGCAAAUAAAAGUGGCGAAAGUACGCCCCCUUGGGGGACGCCCGAUAUAAUUGGAUAAGUAUUAGAGAAACAAGAGCCAACUUUUACUGUAAAAGAUCUAUCUGUCAAAAAUUCUUUUAUCCAAAGCCAGAAGUUUCUGUGAAUUUUAAUCUUUCUAAAUUUUUCCAACAGAAUAUAAUGAUCUACUCUAUCGAAUGCCUUAGAAAAAUCGAAAUAAACUAUGUCUAUCUGUUUGGAAUUAUCUAAAGAGCGGGUCCAAUCAUUCAUACAUUCCAACAUUUGAGUUGUUGUUGACUUGCCUGGUCGAAAACCAUGCUGGCUAUCCGAUAGUAUUUCUUGAUCGUCGAGAAUUUUGACGAGUUUUUUUUUCAAGAACCGUUCAUAAAUACGACAUAGUUGACUGGUUAUUGAAAUGGGCCUGUAUUUGUUUGAACAUGAUGCAUUUUUUUCCUUCGGAAUGGGAGUUACUAUGGAAUGUUUCCAUCGUGAUGGAAUUUUUCCAUGCAUCAUUGAUAAAUUAAAUAUGUGAGAAAGUGGAGCCGCUAACCAGUCAGAGCACAAUUUCAUAAAAGUGAACGGAAUACCAUCGGAUGUCAGCGUGUUACUUGAUUUGGUUUUUUAAGCGCGUCAACAACAUCAGAAUAUAGGAUCCAGGGCAUUUCCGAACCAUCAGAUGUAUCUGGGGGGUGAAUGUCGGUCAAAUUUCCCGACACUUCUGACGCGUAAGAAUUAAAGAAAAAUUUCGCCAAAUUUUCAGAUAUAUCCAAUGGUUCAGUCAAUAUUAUACCUGCUUGUUCAUCAACUAAUUUGAUGAUUUCAGGCUUGGUUUUGAGCCGCGUAUUUACGAACUUAUAGAAUUUCUUACUACCUAGUCGGGAAGCAACUUUCUCUUCUAUGGACUUUGGUUUUUCCUAAACAUUUGGAUUUUCGGUAGAGAUUGCUCCAAAAGCUCCCAAGAUUCUCAAAAACACAUUUUUGCUCCAGACCUAACUAAAUUUGUGCUCAAAAUGCUCCUGGAGCCUUCAGGAUUCUGAAAAUCACAUUUCUGGUCCAAAACUGUCCAAAUUUGGGCUCAAAAUGCUCUUGGAGAUGUCAGGAUUCUGAAUAUCACAUUUCUGGUCCAAAAUAUAUCAUAUUUGGGCUCAAAAUGCUCCUGGAGUCUUAAGGAUUUUGAAAAUCACAUUUUCGAACAGAAACGAACUGAAUUUGGGCUCUAUUUGCUCCUGGAGCUGUCAAGAUUCUGAAAAUCUCAAUUUUUUUCUAAAUUUAGUCGAAUUUAGGCUCAAAAUGCUCCGAAAGCCUUCAGGAUUCUGAAAAUCACUUUUUUUUUUCAAAUUUAGUCAAAUUUGGGCUCAAAAUGCUCCCCAAAACCCUCUAUUUUUUGCAGACUUUGGAAUAUCCAUUCUGGAGUAUGUUUACCAGUUCUCGAAGGUCACGAAGAAUUGGUCCGAUGCAUCCGCUUUGAUGAUAAACGCAUCGUUUCCGGAGCCUACGACGGAAAAAUCAAAGUUUGGGAUUUGAAAGCGGCGCUGGAUCCGCGAAGUAUGCCCGGAGAUAUUUGUCUUUCGUCACUCAUGCAACACACUGGCAGAGUAUUCAGAUUGCAAUUUGAUGAUUUUCAAAUAGUUUCGAGCUCACAUGAUGAUACCAUUUUGAUUUGGGACUUUUUGGAUGCGCCGAUUGAGGGAACACCACCGACUGGUGUGAGUUUUCCAGAUUUUUAG
Messenger RNA from Caenorhabditis angaria, 5548 nucleotides. NCBI's taxonomy places the organism in Eukaryota, Metazoa, Nematoda, Chromadorea, Rhabditida, Rhabditidae. The record is from the annotation of a GenBank genome assembly.